Camellia sinensis is the source of this 1197-nucleotide messenger RNA. Its product is annotated as syntaxin-52. Gene Ontology annotation, molecular function: SNARE binding; SNAP receptor activity. Gene Ontology annotation, biological process: vesicle fusion; vesicle-mediated transport; intracellular protein transport. Gene Ontology annotation, cellular component: endomembrane system; SNARE complex; membrane. The record is from RefSeq and is a predicted model, not a curated record. Lineage: Eukaryota; Viridiplantae; Streptophyta; Magnoliopsida; Ericales; Theaceae.
AUUAAUGCUUCAAUCUUGUUGAGCUGUGACGACGACAAGGCCGGACCAACUCUCCCGGUUAAAGUUGGCGCCGUGUGUGUCCUCCCUUUUUCAAAUUCACUUCUCAAAAACCCUAAUACACCUCUCGAAUCCCAUUCGAUCAUCAUCAAUUCCAAACAUCACAAUCAAAUCGCUGUUUCGUAUCAAACAGAUCAAUGGCAUCUUCGGCAGACUCAUGGGUCAGAGAAUACAAUGAAGCGGUAAAACUUGCAGAUGAUAUCAAUAGCAUGAUUUCUGAAAGGAGUUCUAUGCCGGGGUCUGGACCGGAAGCACAACGCCAUGCAUCUGCCAUCCGGAGAAAAAUUACAAUAUUGGGAACUAGACUCGAUAGCCUGCAGUCCCUUCUAUCAAAGCUUCCUAGCAAACAACCAUUAACAGAGAAAGAGAUAAAUCGCCGGAAGGAUAUGCUUGCAAACUUGAGAUCAAAAGUAGCCCAGAUGGCCUCCACAUUGAACAUGUCGAAUUUUGCCAACAGAGACAGCUUGCUUGGGCCAGAAAUUACGUCAGCUGAUGCCAUGAGCAGGGCAAGUGGCUUGGAUAACCACGGCGUUGUUGGUCUUCAAAGACAAAUAAUGAAAGAACAAGAUGAGGGCCUAGAGAAAUUGGAGGAGACGGUGAUAAGCACGAAACAUAUUGCUUUGGCAGUCAAUGAGGAACUUGACCUACACACUAGACUAAUUGAUAACCUGGACCGACAUGUGGAUGUCACAGACUCUCGAUUACAGCGAGUUCAGAAGAACCUGGCAAUUUUGAACAAACGCACCAAAGGUGGUUGCUCCUGCCUUUGCCUCCUUUUAUCAGUUGCCGGGAUUGUGGUUCUGGUUGUCGCCAUCUAUUUGUUGGUGAAAUAUUUGUAAUACAAAACAACAUGCCAACAUCUCUCCGCCGAUGUGUUUUGUGUCUUCGUGUGCAAAUGGCUAUUAUGACUGAUCUGUUGUAAAACUUCAUUGUUUGAGUUUUUCGAUUUCCUUUUGGUCAUGCAAUAUUUAUUUUGGUGUUAAAAUCAAAUCAAUUUGUAUACUACGAAUGACCAAGUGUCACUCAAACACUGAAUUAUUGUUUUUUUUUCCUUCUUUUUCCUUCUUGUAAUCACCUACUGCAUGGAUGGGUUUGAUGAAUGCUUCUGAGAAUAGUUGAAUGGUUAUCUGUUUGAGCUUA